Rhagoletis zephyria (snowberry fruit fly) is the source of this 842-nucleotide messenger RNA. Its product is annotated as extensin-like. Lineage: Eukaryota; Metazoa; Arthropoda; Insecta; Diptera; Tephritidae. The record is from RefSeq and is a predicted model, not a curated record.
CAAUCGAAGCCAACUUGGGACCGACGCAUCCGAUCCACUCUGCUCCCAAACCGGUUGUUCACCAUUCAGCUCCUAAACCAGUGGUCCACCACACCGCUCCUAAACCGGNAGUUCCGACUAAACCAAAGACUGUUCCGGUAGCCAAACCAAAAGUCCCAACUCACCCUGCCGCCAAGCCAAAGGUUCCCACUCAUCCGGCUGCUAAGCCCAAAGUGCCCACACAUCCAGCAAAGACUCCUGUCAAAACGCCAACUCACCCCAAAACUAACCCAAAAACUCCAACCCACCCAAAAACAAACCCCAAAACACCAACGCAUCCCAAAACAAACCCCAAAACGCCGACUCACCCGAAAACCGACCCGAAAACGCCGGUGAAGCCUCCGGUGAAGACCCCGGUGAAGCCGCAGCCAAACCCCGCUCAGCCCAAGGUGACCACUAAAGGUCACGAUGCCAUUGCCGACCACGCCCGCAGCAUGAUCGGCACUCCCUACAGCUGGGGCGGUGGCACGCUCAAGGGCAAGUCCUUCGGCGUGGACCGCGGCGCCAAGACCUUCGGCUUCGACUGCUCCGGCCUGGCGCGGUACUCGGUGUACCAGGCGACGGGAAAGACCAUCGCCCGCACGGCCGCCGCUCAGUUCGCCGACAAGCAGUGCUCCCAUGUGCCCUUUGAGCAGCGACGAGCCGGUGAUCUGGUCUUCUUCAACGAUGGCGGUCGAAUCCACCACGUGGCCGUCGUCAGCGGAAACGGCAGCACGAUGAUCCACGCACCGCAGACCGGUGACCACGUCAAGGAGUCGCCCAUUCGAAUGAAGGGACACAUGUCGGAGGUGGCGAGAUGCUAA